GGUGUUUUUAUGCCACUAUGGAAUUUUGAAUUGAGGCCUGGAGAUGGUGAAAUGUCCUAUAAAAAGGCUCCUGAACUCCAAUGUUUUGCCACUUGAAGACACUGCUGAGCUCCGACAAUGCUACGCAAGGGUAUUACAGAGAGCUUUGGAGCUGCUAUCCAUGGCCUCGGCACCACUCAUCUGACAGAUGGUGUGAUUAACAGGAGCAAAAGGAUGAUGCUGGACAACCUGGGUGUUGGUCUGUUAGGCACCAGGACAGCUGUCUUCAACAAGGUUCUCACGUACAGCCAGAUGUUUACGUCGGAGGAGCGGAGCAGUGUUUGGGGUAAAUCAGAGAUAACUCUUCCCCCUCCUUACGCUGCAUUCGUCAACGGUGUUGCGGUCCACUCCAUGGAUUUUGACGACACUUGGCACCCCGCGACUCAUCCCUCGGGAGCCGAGCUGCCGGCCCUGCUGGCCCUGGCCGAGUCACUGCCCAGCCGGCCCUCUGGUCUGGACCUGCUGCUGGCCUUCAACGUCGGCAUCGAGGUGCAGGGCAGACUCAUGAGGUUCUCCAGAGAGGCCUACAACAUCCCAGAAAGAUUCCACCCUCCCAGUGUUGUUGGUGUGAUGGGCAGUGCUGCAGCCUCAGCUAAGCUCCUGGCUCUGUCUCCUGCACAGUGUAGUCAUGCUCUGGCUAUCGCAGCCUCCUCAGCUGGAGCUCCUUUGGCCAACGCUGCCACACAAACCAAACCUCUCCAUAUUGGAAACGCUGCUCGGAGAGGCCUGGAGGCCGCUCAGCUGGCUCAGAUGGGCUUGGAGGGGAAUCCGGCCAUUCUGGAUUUGGACAGUGGGCUUGGGGUUUACUACAAGGACUACAGUCCUUCAGCGAUGGCAGAUUUAGCUCCUGGUGACUUUAAGUGGAUUCUGGAGGAUCAGGACGUGGCCUUCAAACGCAUCCCUGCUCAUCUGGGGAUGCACUGGGUUGUGGAUGCAGCGCUGGCAGCCCGCACAACGCUCGAAAAUACAGUCGGGGACUUUGACCCGAGCCAGAUCACACAGGUCACACUUCGAGUUCCUCCGUCCAAGUACGUUGACUGCCCCUCGCCUGCCACAGAGCACCAAGCCAGGCACUCGUUCCAGUUCAACGCCUGCUCUGCCCUGCUGGACAACAAAGUGACAGUGUCAUCCUUCACUGAGGCUCAGAUUAACCGGCCUGCUCUGAAGCAGCUCCUAUCAAAAGUCAGGGUGCAGACCCCUGAAGUUAACACACCCAGCUUUGACAAGAUGUACUGUGAGGUGGAGGUGGAAACACAGGGGCAGCGCCUUAUGGCCAGAUGUGAUACCUUUUAUGGCCACUGGAGGAAGCCACUGAGUCAGAGGGACCUGGUGGAGAAGUUCAGCGUGAACGCCUCCACAGUGCUGAGCACAGAGGGAGUGGAGGGUGUGAUCGAUGUGGUAGGAAACAUCGAGAGAGUCAGAGAAAGUUCCAUCUUGAGUUCGUAUCUGAGAAUGACGAGUAGUGAACACAAGCAGUUUUACAGCUCAAGGAUGUUGUGAUUACACAGUGUCGGAUGAAGGCAGAGGACAGGGUGUGUUUAUCUGUAUGGAGCCAUUUCAUGUUUUAAACUUUCACAAGAAAUAUCACAAUAUAAAUAUUUUAUACUCAAAAUAAAGUGGACUGAAGGAGUGAAA
Molecule: messenger RNA, 1674 nt
Organism: Acanthopagrus latus (yellowfin seabream)
Lineage: Eukaryota; Metazoa; Chordata; Actinopteri; Spariformes; Sparidae
Gene: acod1
Product: aconitate decarboxylase 1
Exons: 5
Coding region: 118-1539 (473 amino acids)
Molecular function (GO): lyase activity
Source: RefSeq, a predicted model, not a curated record